AUGCUACAAAACAACCAAACCGACACCGCAGCUCUCUUGCCAAAUAAUACACCCUCAUUCCAUUGGCGCGCUUUACGAUGUGGCCCGCUCAGCCUCUGUUUCGAGUCGCUCGUCAAGCAGGAAGAACGACGAAGAGCGGGGGGCACGGCACAAGCACCUGGAGCUGGGAGUCGGGUAACAGACAUCCCUAUCCCAUACCGCUACUCAAACCUGACGCGUAUCCUGGCUCGGAGUCUGCAAAGCGACGCCAGGAUUGUGUUGCUAGUCACAUUGAAUCCUUCCUACAGUGCGACUCAGCUUUCUCUGCACGCCAUAGAGUUUGCACAGCGGGCAUCUUGCCUGCGCGAGCGCCAACCGCGGAAGGGCGAGGCAAACAGAAAGCAGUUUCUUCUAAAGCAGCAUGAGCUUCUGAGACAGUGA
Messenger RNA from Cyclospora cayetanensis, 420 nucleotides. RefSeq lists its product as uncharacterized. Bases 1 to 420 code for a protein of 139 amino acids. The transcript is spliced from 3 exons. The record is from RefSeq and is a predicted model, not a curated record. Gene Ontology annotation, biological process: microtubule-based movement. NCBI's taxonomy places the organism in Eukaryota, Apicomplexa, Conoidasida, Eucoccidiorida, Eimeriidae. Gene Ontology annotation, molecular function: microtubule motor activity; ATP binding; microtubule binding.